CCCGACAGAUGCUAGACCCGUCUAUACAAUGUUGCGUUUACAGAAAAUUGGUCUAUAUAGCUACUGUGCUUACAUUUUACUUUAAGUUUAUGUGGAAUGCUGUUGUUCAUGUUUUAACAUUUUGUAAAUAUAAAUUGUGCUCCGUUUUAGGAAACAUUAAAACCAGCCAAUGUAAUAGAACAUUGCAAAGAGCUUAGAAAUGAAAAUGUGUCUUUUAGUGAGGUUUAAUUAUUGUAGGUACACUUCGAUCUUGCUGUCGGUUAACUCUGUAUUUGGCACUUGAGAGAUUCUUUACACAAAUGGAAUUAAAGGCACGUCAAAAUAGAUAAUUCAAACAACAAUGUUGCUAUGUUUUGUCACACAACACAUGCCUCCAAGUGUCAAAUGAACUGUGAUAGCUGCGAUGGAUUGCAGAGAUGACCAACAAGUAGAACGAUAGAGAAGAAAAUUGUGAUAUUGCACCGAAUAAAGAGGGACUUAUUUAAUUGUGUCAAAGUUUAUCGGAAAAUAAUCAGGGAUAAUCAUGAUGUCAUCGUCGGGACAGAGUAGUCGAAGUAGUCGGGCUGUACAAAUUAGUUCAAUUUUCCAAAAGUUGCAAGGUCGAUUUACGGACGCAAUGACACCACCGAAACUGUCGACGGACAAACGCAUGCUAGACAAGACUUGGAAAUUAAUGGACAAAGUCGUUAAGCUGUGUCAACAUCAGAGGAUGAAUUUGAAGAACUCUCCGCCAUUCAUCCUCGAUAUACUCCCCGACACUUAUCAACGACUGAGGUUGAUUUACAGUAAAUAUGAGGAUCGCAUGCAUAUGCUGCAUAAUAAUGAACAUUUUUGUGUUUUCAUAAACAAUCUGAUGCGAAAGUGUAAGCAGGCAAUCAAACUUUUUAAGGAGGGCAAGGAGAAAAUGUUUGACGAGACUUCACAUUAUCGUAGGAAUCUCACGAAACUGAGUCUCGUCUUCAGCCACAUGCUCUCGGAGCUUAAAGCAAUUUUUCCGAAUGGUAUUUUUGCUGGUGAUCAAUUUCGCAUAACGAAGUCGGAUGCUGCAGAAUUUUGGAAGGAACGUUUUGGUAACAGUACAUUGGUUCCAUGGAAAAUAUUUAGACAUGAAUUAAAUCAAGUUCAUCCAAUUAGUUCUGGCCUACAAGCCAUGGCUUUGAAAUCUACAAUAGAUCUUACCUGUAACGGAUACAUUUCUAAUUUUGAAUUCGACGUUUUUACCAGAUUAUUCCAACCGUGGUCAACAUUAUUGCGAAAUUGGAAAAUCUUGGCAGUAACACAUCCUGGUUAUGUUGCGUUUCUUACUUAUGACGAGGUAAAAGCAAGACUACAGAAGUAUUGUAUUACGAAACCGGGAAGUUAUGUUUUCCGAUUGAGUUGUACGAGGUUAGGGCAAUGGGCAAUUGGUUACGUUACAUCCGAUGGCGAUAUUCUUCAAACAAUACCACACAACAAAAGUCUGUGCCAAGCGCUGCUCGAUGGGUAUCGAGAAGGAUUUUAUUUAUAUCCAGAUGGUCGAAACAUAAAUCCAGACUUAACAUGGGCUGUCCAACCUACCCCAGAGGAACACAUUAAAGUGACGGCCGAACAAUAUGAGCUCUACUGUGAAAUGGGCAGUACGUUCCAGUUGUGUAAAAUUUGUGCCGAGCAUGACAAGGACGUUAGAAUAGAACCUUGUGGUCAUUUACUCUGCACACCGUGUCUUACAGCUUGGCAGGUAGAUUCGGAGGGUCAAGGAUGUCCAUUCUGCCGAGCAGAAAUCAAGGGCACGGAACAAAUAGUAGUAGAUCCUUUCGAUCCCCGAAGAACUCACAGGUCCGGGACUCAUUCAGCGACAACAAGCAAUGCAUCAACGCCCACGAGAGAUCUCGAUCCCGACACCGAGGUAUCCGAGUAGAACUGUUUUUAUCUCUCCUGUUUUUAUCAAAUGUGCCCUUAGUAUAACGAAGUACCAGUUUAUGUCUCAGUUUCAAUAGCACCACUCGUUUUAUCUUUGUCAGUCCACUAUACAACUAAAACGACAUAUUAAUCAUUUCGCAGCCAUAGAAACAUCAUUUUUAUUAUCCUAUUCUAUUCUAAUUAUUAAUAAUUAUUUCAUCGAAAUGUUUACAUAUCAAUUCGCGAUUCCAAAAUCGAAUGGCUCUCCAACUAAGUUUUUUUUUUUUCUUUUUUGGGUAUUCAAAAUAGUGGCUUUAUUUCUUAGUGUAAUAAUGAUUGGUGAUUAUACUCUUAUUUUUUAUUACCUACUUCCAAAAUAUAUAUCGUUAAUAUUUCAA
Leptopilina heterotoma is the source of this 2276-nucleotide messenger RNA. RefSeq names its product E3 ubiquitin-protein ligase CBL (gene Cbl). The record is from RefSeq and is a predicted model, not a curated record. Gene Ontology annotation, molecular function: receptor tyrosine kinase binding; calcium ion binding; ubiquitin protein ligase activity. Lineage: Eukaryota; Metazoa; Arthropoda; Insecta; Hymenoptera; Figitidae. The transcript has 5 exons. Gene Ontology annotation, cellular component: membrane raft; plasma membrane. Gene Ontology annotation, biological process: negative regulation of epidermal growth factor-activated receptor activity; cell surface receptor signaling pathway. The coding region runs from base 524 to 1897 and encodes 457 amino acids.